Messenger RNA from Stegastes partitus (bicolor damselfish), 1687 nucleotides. RefSeq lists its product as uncharacterized. Gene Ontology annotation, cellular component: precatalytic spliceosome. Gene Ontology annotation, molecular function: double-stranded RNA binding; single-stranded RNA binding. The transcript has 13 exons. The record is from RefSeq and is a predicted model, not a curated record. Bases 101 to 1360 code for a protein of 419 amino acids. Lineage: Eukaryota; Metazoa; Chordata; Actinopteri; Pomacentridae.
UCCCUGAAGCCACUUUCGGUUGCUAGCUAGUUCAUCUUACCGACUGUGUGCUUUGGGGAAUUUGCAGGUUGCAUUUAAAUAUCCCGGAGAAGCUGAGAAAAUGGAGGCUCCGUCUUCAUUAAACCAGCCUCCACCCAAAAAUGGGCCGCCAUAUCAAAAGAGAAAUCUAAAGAGAAAGCAGCCGCAGAAUUCUGCCGAGAUAGUUUUCACAAAGGGGGCUUCUAUCCACACCAUGCCGUCUCUCAGCAAACAGUUGAAGGGGAUUACAGAGUGUGUCAUUGGCCUCCAGUAUGUGUGGGAGUACCGCAGCCCCAGUAAAUCCGUCCCGCCGCACUACCAGUGCAAACUGUGCGCCAUGUCCCGCUUGCAGCACGACAUGCUCGAUCACGUGAAAGGCUGGAAACACAGCUUCAGAUACAUGAAAAAAUGCCACCCUGACAAGGUGACCUGUGAGGAGGAAGACGCCGUCAAAGACCCUGUUGUCAGAAAGGCGGUGAAAGAAGCUGCUGCCGAAGUGGAGAAGACAGAAGGGAGGGGACAGAUCAAGGUGCUCUUGAAGGAACCGUUUGAAGUGCCUGCUUUUAAAGGACUCCGUUCUGCUGUUCCUAAAGCUGCUCCUCCACCAGCUCCAGGGAUGGCACUCAUGGGACCACCCUUUGGUCCCAGGUUCCCUGAGUCCAGGUUUCCAGGUGAGUUUCCUCCCCACCGCCCUCCUCUUCUCGACUACCCAGGGGGCGAGUACAGAGAGCCCGGCUUUGGAGGCUUCCCCAACAGACAAGAGUUUCCUGACUCCGGUAUGGAUGGGAGGCCUUUCUCUGAUGGUAUGGGUCGCCGCCCACUUGGGGGUGGAAAUGGUUUUGGUCCAGGUGAUGGCAGAGAUGGCUUUGGAAGGAGUGGACUGCUGGAUGAAAGCCCAAGCAAAAUGUAUCCGGAUCCAUUCCGGGGCAACCAGAUGGGCGGAGGUUUAUUGGACAGACCCAUGGACAGACCCAUGGACAGACCCAUGGACAGACCCAUGGACAGACCAAUGGACAAACCUGUGAACAGGCCAGGAUUAAUGGGAGCAGCUCCAGAAUCCAGCAGCCUUCCUCAUACUCUGCUCACAUACCUGGAUUCCUUCCGGAUAGAAAACGAGAACGAUGCGCAAUUGGUGCUGAAGGUGACGCAGAAACUAACAGAUGUGCUGAUGGAGUACAGACUGAGGAGCGUAUUCACGGGUUCUAGUGCGAACAGCAUGUCAACAAGUACCACAAGCUUCUCCUCCACACCCUCCAGAUUGCCAAGCAGUAACGACCGAUAUUCAAGUAAUCCCUCAGGUCCAUCCAGGUACUCCGAUGGUCCGACCAGAUUUUACAAAUGACAAUCAGAAGAUGCGACACCUCGAUCCUCCUCGUUCUGUCCCAUGCGUCCGUCGAUCACGGUCCAGGAGUUAGGAAACUUAGGUUUUGUGUAAUUUUUUGAUAUUUUUCAACGCCUGUUUUAUUUUUCCUGUUGCCACCAGGUAGUAUUAUUUUUGUUUGUUUGUUUAAUUUUUUUUAAACAUGUUUUGGACUUCUUGAGAAGACGGGAACAUUUCUAACCUGGAACAUUUUACACAAAAUGCAUGUUUUCAACAGCUUUAACUGAUCAUUUUAGUGUAUGACUGUUGUUGGUUUCCCAGAUUUAAUAAAACUCAUGAAGAAAAUGA